Phalaenopsis equestris is the source of this 2396-nucleotide messenger RNA. Its product is annotated as cation/H(+) antiporter 15-like. The transcript is spliced from 6 exons. The record is from RefSeq and is a predicted model, not a curated record. Gene Ontology annotation, molecular function: antiporter activity. NCBI's taxonomy places the organism in Eukaryota, Viridiplantae, Streptophyta, Magnoliopsida, Asparagales, Orchidaceae. Bases 27 to 2396 code for a protein of 789 amino acids. Gene Ontology annotation, cellular component: endomembrane system; membrane. Gene Ontology annotation, biological process: proton transmembrane transport; regulation of pH.
UCCCUGUUUUUCUUCUACAUCUGAUCAUGUUCUUUCUCGUCGCAAGGCUCAGCCAUGCCGUUCUCGGGCCCAUCGGACUCCCGCAGCCUCUCUGCCACGCCAUAGCCGGCAUCCUCCUCGGCCCCUCCGGCCUCUCCCGCAACCGCUGGUUCCAACAAACCAUCUUCCCCAAAGAAAGCUGGGUUCAUCUCGACCACAUCUCCCUCCUCGCCUUCAUCCUCUUCAUCUUCGUCAUCGCCGUCAAAAUCGAUCUCAGCCAAGUCCGCAAAUCCGGCCGCAAGGCCGCCGCAAUAGCCCAAAUCGGCACCGCCCUCCCCUUCAUCUCCAUAUUCAUCUCCGUGCUUCUCCACCCCGAGCUACAAGCCAACCAAAUCGUCCGCAACUACAUCAUCCACUUCGCCGGCCGCUGGGCUCUCACCUCCAACAUCGUCAUUACCUCUGUUCUGACAGAGUUUAAGCUCCUCACCACAAAACUCGGCCGCCUCGCCAUCACUUCUUCUCUCAUCGCCGAUUUCUACUGCGUCAUCAUAAGCGCGGCUUUUUUGUUUGUGGCGACGCUCGUUUAUCAGUCUGUGGUUUUGGGGCUUACCUUCCUCUGCUCUUGCUGCGGAUUCAUUGCGGCAAUAUGGCUGUUUGCGAGGCCGGUGGCGAUUUGGAUUAUACGGCGAACGCCGGAGGGUUCGCCGAUGGACGAGGGGCUGUUUCUGGUUAUUUUGCUCAUGGCCAUUGGUUCCAGCAUCGCAGGGGAGCUUAUAGGACAGAGUGUGACGUUCGGUCCACUUCUGCUCGGCAUCAUCAUUCCCGGUGGCGCGGCCGGCAGGGGAACACCCAUCCCCGGGGCCCCGCCGUUAGGAACGGCGGUGGUGGACAGGCUUGAACGUCUGGUCUCAACCCUAUUCCUGCCUGUAUUCUUGAUCAUAGCCGGUUUGAGAUGCAACUUGUACGAUGUACUCGGUGACAUGCUAUGGCUUCCAAUGACUUGCCUCAUCUUUGUCAGCGUGGCGGCUAAGUUUUUUGGGGUUAUCGUCUCCUGCCUGUACUGUAAAAUGAACCUUCGCGACGCUUGCGUGCUGGCCCUCAUGCUGAAUUGCAGAGGAAUCAUCGAGAUCAAUACGUUCAAUAAUCUCGAAGACUUCAACCAACUGUCCGGUGAACUAUACGCCGUCAAUAUUAUCGGAAUCAUCCUCGUGGGAGGAAUCUCCGCCAUGCUCCUCAAAGCCCUCUACCACCCUUCAAACCGUCUAGCCGCACACCGCCGAAGAACCGUCCAAGACUGCGGCGGCGCUGUCGAGCUCCGUGCACUCACCUGCGUUCAUUGCGAAGAUCACGUCCCUCCCCUCCUCACCCUCGCUCUUUCGCCCACCUCUUCCUCCCCUCUCUGCAUCUAUCUCCUCCACCUCAGCCCUCUCGUCGGCCGCAACAACACCAUUCUCGCCCCUUAUAAGAAAAAGCAGCGUGACAGAGGGUCAUUCCGUACACAUUUCGGCGUGUCGUCUUCGUUAGCCACCGUUGCGUCCGCCUCGGCGGCGAAAGCCGCCACUGAAGCUGACCGCAUUGUCAAUUCCUUCGUCUCGCUCGAGCAACAGUAUCCGACAGGUCUUUUUACGAUUCAACCUUUCAUCGGAGUCUCGCCGUACGCCACCAUGCACGACGACAUCUGCUCACUCGCUGCUGAUAAGAUGUGCAAUCUGAUCCUCCUCCCCUUCCACCGCCGCAUCGACGCCGACGUACCCUUAGAAUCCGUCAACCCCGCCCUCCGCUCCGUCAACACCAACGUCCUCCUCUACGCCCCCUGCUCCGUCGCCAUUCUCGUCAGCUGCAACCUCUCCACCCCACCAAUUUCCUCCCUCUCCUCCCCCCACUCCCACCGGAUUGCAGUCUUCUUCCUCGGCGGCCCCGACGACCGCGAAGCCCUCGCCAUCGCCGCCCGCAUGACCGAGAACCCCUGCAUCCACCUACACGUCUUAAGGCUCAUGCUUCCGCUCGAGAACAGGGGAAACGAAGAAGAGAUGGACAAGGACGAGGACGAUGAGGCAGUCGAAGAGUUCAGGUUAAGAACGGAGGGGGUGGAGACAGUGGAGUAUAGGGAGGAGGAGGUGAAGGAAGGAGCGGAGACGGUGAAUUUGAUGAGGGAGAUGAGCGAGAAGUGCGGGUUGUUGGUGGUGGGGAGAGAGGAAGGGAGAGUGUCGCCGUUUACUGCGGGAUUGGAGAUGUGGAGCGAGUAUCCGGAGCUGGGGGUGAUUGGGGAUAUAUUGGCGUCGAAGGAUUUUGGGGGGAAGGGGUCGGUAAUGGUGGUUCAGCAGAGGUCGAAGAUGGAGGGAUCGGGUGCUCGGGUGCUGAGGAGAUUGGGGAGCAGGCAGAGCUCCAAAACAGAGAGUGUGGAAAUUGGAAGGUAG